AUGGCGGCCUAUAUUUCCCUACGAUUAGGCCUUACCAGAGUUUUGGACCUUACAAACAAGGCCAUGGCCAUACCGAGCAGAGGGACCAGCAGCAGGGGGAGAGAGGAGGGUGGCGCCGAUGGAGAUGCAGGUGGAGAUGUAGGUAUGGGUGGGGCAGGUGGAUAUGUGGCGAUGGAGGAGGGACAGGGAGCCGCAGGUGGAGAUGGUGGACAGCGAGACCUACGAGAGGCGAGAUCAGAGCGAUCUCAGAGGGGUCAGAGCAGCGAGGGUGUGGUGGGUCCUCCUCGGCAGGGUGGUGAGGGUGGUGGUGGGGGUGGUGCCAUGACAUCGGGCGAGAGUGGUAUUUGA
Molecule: messenger RNA, 348 nt
Organism: Cryptomeria japonica (Japanese cedar)
Lineage: Eukaryota; Viridiplantae; Streptophyta; Pinopsida; Cupressales; Cupressaceae
Exons: 3
Coding region: 1-348 (115 amino acids)
Source: RefSeq, a predicted model, not a curated record